CGUUCGUAAGAAAACAAUGUCGGGAAAGGAUUAGUGUCGGAUGAAAAUUAUUUAAUUAAAUGUCACAAAACUCUUUUAUUUACAUGUUAAAUCACAAUUUUAUUAAUUUUUAAUUAGUUUACCUAAACUGGCAGCUUAUUAGAUUGUCCACGAACCGGAUUAUUAGGGAUGAGUUGUCGUGACAGAACUCGGGACUUUAAUUUGGCCAUAAAGACCUUACAACCCCAAGCCAAUGGAGUGACGUCACACAAAAAUGACUUGCCUGCUCUGGUCAGUCGGUCAGCUGGCUUCAUGCCUGUAGCAAAGCAGGUGAGUAAAGACCUUGCCAACACGUUUGCAAAAUUAGAAAAACUUACAAUGCUUGCUCAAAAAAAGUCUCUAUUUGAUGACAAGCCGGAGGAAAUCCAGCAUUUGACGUACGUCAUCAAGCAAGACAUUAACUCAUUAAAUGAACAGAUAUCCAAGUUACAACAGUUAGGCAAACUUCAGAUGACCUACAAUGGCAAAAACAAGCAAUCACACACGACAUCCAUUGUAUUGACACUUCAGUCACAUCUGGCAAAGAUGUCAAGCAAGUUCAAAUCUGUACUUGAAGUCAGAACGAAGAACAUGCAGAAUCAAAAAAUGAGGAGGGAUCAGUUCUCGACAUCCUCCACCCUCACAUCCACUCUGCCCGAUGCAAGUCAUGGUGGACAUGAAAAAUCAGUGUUACUCCAAGACGAAGUCAACAGUUACCAGCAACAACAGCAACAAAACCGACAAUAUCAACAACAACAAAACAACUCGACCGACCGGCUGUCGUUAGAAAGUGAGCACACGUCCAUCAACAUGGAGGGUGCUGGAGCACGCUACAGGUACCAACAACAACUCCAACUUAUUGAAGAGCAAGAAUCCUACAUACAGAGUCGAGCAGACACCAUGGUGAACAUAGAGCAGACUAUCGUUGAACUUGGUACUAUCUUCCAACAACUGGCACACAUGGUCAAAGAACAAGAAGAAAUUGUUCAUAGGAUCGACUCGAACGUUGAGGAGUCGAGUUUGAACAUCGAGGCAGCGCACACCGAACUCGUUCGCUACUUUCAGUCGGUCACCUCCAACAGAUGGCUCAUGUUGAAAAUUUUCGCCGUCCUCAUCAUCUUCUUCAUCAUCUUCAUCAUUUUUGUGGCCUAAUUAUACUUAUUUAUUUAUUUUUUUGCAAGUUUUCAUUUAUUAAGUUUUAUAGAUUAAAAGUUAAUUUAAUUUCAAUUAAGUUAAAUACUGAUUCUAGUUGUACUAUUUAUCUAUAAUUAUAAAUAAUUUUAAAAGUAAAACGGUUGUAAUUUUUAUUAUUAUUCUUGUUAUUACUUUUUUUUUUACUACAAAUGCAAACUGCAACGGUAACAAUAAUUAUAGCUAAACAACCAAAAUAAAUGACAUUAGUGCUUCAUAUGCAUUUUGCGUGUAUUGAAUCUUACAAUUUAUUUUCAUCUAUCAUCUCUAAAAUUAUAAAUAAUAAUUAUAAUGGUUAUGCUGUCACGUGACAUAUAUAGUUAUUAAUCAUUCCUUUUAAUUAAUUUAUUUAAUUGAUUGAUUAAUU
Molecule: messenger RNA, 1576 nt
Organism: Helobdella robusta
Lineage: Eukaryota; Metazoa; Annelida; Clitellata; Rhynchobdellida; Glossiphoniidae
Exons: 11
Coding region: 169-1170 (333 amino acids)
Biological process (GO): vesicle fusion; endoplasmic reticulum to Golgi vesicle-mediated transport; intracellular protein transport
Cellular component (GO): endomembrane system; SNARE complex; Golgi membrane
Molecular function (GO): SNAP receptor activity; SNARE binding
Source: RefSeq, a predicted model, not a curated record